Messenger RNA from Siniperca chuatsi (mandarin fish), 3331 nucleotides. It is a transcript of the gene fgf13a, whose product is annotated as fibroblast growth factor 13a. The transcript has 5 exons. Gene Ontology annotation, biological process: fibroblast growth factor receptor signaling pathway; animal organ morphogenesis; positive regulation of protein phosphorylation. NCBI's taxonomy places the organism in Eukaryota, Metazoa, Chordata, Actinopteri, Centrarchiformes, Sinipercidae. The coding region runs from base 782 to 1522 and encodes 246 amino acids. The record is from RefSeq and is a predicted model, not a curated record. Gene Ontology annotation, cellular component: cytoplasm. Gene Ontology annotation, molecular function: growth factor activity; fibroblast growth factor receptor binding.
CACUAGUUACACUCCCUGUCCUCUCCCUCCUCCCCACUGCUCAUUCUCCAGGUUGUCGGUGGGAUGCUCUCAGCAGCACAGCUGAGUCUGUGCUUUGCGCUGGGCUCGGAUACUGCAUUCAGAAUGAGGCGCCUCCUGCAAUUACCUUGCGUUGCCUCGCUUCAACAAAAGAGAGAAAAACAAAUGGAAUCUCCUCAGUGAUUCGUUCACGUCCUCUGCGUUGCUUUUCUAAAACGCGGUGUAAGUCUCUUUCUGACAGCAGCAGCUUCAGUAAGGGCUCAGGGAAACCAGAUACAGAGCAUUGCAAACACUCUCCCUGCGUCUGCAAACAGGUGUUUCCAUCCUUUAGCUGCGCACUGAGGUUCAUUCACGACUCUCUGCCUACCCGAAUACCAUGUGAGCGGCCAUGUAGCCUGCAUGCAACGUGCGGUGGUGAAAGUGUUUGUACAGCUUCACGGUGGAACGUGUGUUUUUUUUAAUUUUUUUUUUAACGUUUACUUUUUUUCUCGGAGAUACAACGGACAAUUCCUGAAUAACGCCCAAAUUCACGAAUAAUUAUUCAUUUGGACAUUAUCUAACCGGCUUUACCGCACUACUGGGACCAUUUUAUUCUUUAUAGUCCACGAAAAUUAUUUGUUAUUUAACAAAUCGGUGUAAGUGCCGCAGAUUGUUACCACUGCGCCUGGACGUUUUCCUUCAAAAUCCAGUUUUCUGAAUUCAAAGGGGUUGAUUAUUUUCACGCUUCUCUGGAAGUUUUUUCCAGUGCGCUGCCAAACUGGCCAUGGCUGCAGCGAUUGCCAGCUCCCUCAUAAGGCAGAAAAGGCAGGCGAGGGAGCGGGAGAAGAAUAAUGCCUGCCGCUGCGUUAGCAGCCCCAGUAAAACCAAAGGAAGCUGUGAAAAACCCAGUCGACUAAACGUUUUCUCCCGGGUCAAACUCUUUGGCUCCAAGAAGAGGCGAAGGAGGCGACCAGAGCCCCAGCUGAAGGGGAUUGUGACAAAGCUGUACAGUCGACAAGGUUUCCACCUGCAGCUGCAGGCAGAUGGAACCAUUGAUGGAACGAAGGAGGAGGACAAUGGUUACACCACAUUCAACCUUAUUCCAGUGGGGCUGCGAGUGGUGGCCAUCCAAGGGGUGCAGACCAAACUUUAUCUGGCUAUGAACUGUGAGGGCUACCUGUACACAUCAGAACACUUUACGCCAGAGUGCAAAUUCAAGGAGUCGGUGUUCGAGAACUAUUAUGUGACAUACUCCUCCAUGACAUACCGACAGCAGCAGUCGGGCAGGGGCUGGUACCUCGGUCUGAACAAGGAAGGAGAAAUCAUGAAGGGGAACCAUGUCAAGAAGAACAAGCCAGCAGCCCACUUCCUUCCCAAACCUCUAAAAGUGGCAAUGUACAGAGAGCCAUCCCUCCAUGACUUGACAGAGUUCUCCCGCUCCGGCAGUGGCACACCCACCAAGAGUCGGAGUGCCUCGGCUGUGCUCAACGGAGGAAAAGCCGUGAGCCAGAAUGAGUCGACGUAGCCCGGUAGCCGAACCCAGGCCUGGGGCCGAACCAUGAAACCUUACCUCCAGCAGAGCGUGAAUCCAAGCAGACUUCUCUCAUCAAUCAGCGGUUCAGGACUAGCUACGACAACAAACCACACACAAACACCCAGAUACCAUCAAUAAAAAACAGUUAGGUACCAGCCUGGUCAAUCAUCAUCAAAACAGCAUCGAUAGUAAGAUACUUAACGGCACAUAAACCAUUCUGGACUUAAAAAACUAAAUGAAAGUUUUGUUUUGGGCUUGAGAUUUAUCUAUUACCUUGAUCACUCUCUUUUGGUGAUGAUCGCGUACCAGUUAGCUCAUCUUUAUCUUAUUUUAUUUUUAUUAAUUUCUUGUGGACAAUAACUUUUCUUAGGUCAUGUAGACACCAAGCACUCAUCCAUCUGUCAGACAGGGACAGGAAGUUAGACGUGUAGGUAUUCAGGGCAGCCAGUACUGGUGCUGGUCUACAAGGCUGCAGUGGUACAGUACAAGCCCUGGUCUCUUUCUCAUCCAUGCUUCUGUGAAUACAAAGCCUAUAAACUCCCUGGUGUGGCACAGCCUAGUGCUGCUGGGACUGUGGCCAGCCAGAUGGUAGCUCUCCUGCGUCCUAGUGCACACGCUCAGAGACUGAGCUCUCUAGCAUGGGAAAAUGAAGCCUAUGUUCAGCUGACCUGAAAUAUAAGGGACAGUGGGGCUCUCUUGCAGUUUUUGUUUCCUUUCAGAAAUGCCACAGCUGCACCUUGGUUUUUGCUAAUUUUCUGAAUUAGCUGAGAGCUUUUUAUUUGAUAACUGGUUUUGUUUUGGUCCCCUCUUGUUCUCUUCCCUUACCAUUGUUCAGUAUUUGUAUUUUUGUUGCUGUUUCAUCAUUGAAAGGGGUUCCAGCAAACCAAAGACAGAACGAAAGAGUGUCCCUUUAAGCCGCUGAAAACCAAGCCAGUAUAAAGGCAAAGCUGGAAUUUUUCUUUCAAUGCACAUUUUUGAUGAAAGAAAGCAAAGAUUUUGUGGGGGGGAGGAAAAAUGGAGAAAGGAAGUGAUUUUAAACACUUUGAAGUUGGCAGCGUGCUUGAUGUUGUGCUUUUUGCUGAUAUGCUCGAUGAUCGAGUCAUGAAACGACUAGUCUGUCCCCAUUCCCUUCUCUUACCACUGUGUCACAAUGUUCAUCUCUUGUCCUCGUGAUCCGUUUCCUCUCUCUGUGCUUGUGUCAUACUUUGAUCCCCCUACCAUCCUUUUCUGUCGACUUCUAUUGACUGAUACAGUUUGCCAUAGGAAUAUGGUGCAAGCCCUUUCCCAGGAUGCUUGUUAUGUGUUUGAGUAACUUAUUGUGGUGACAAUAUUUUCUAUAUUUAAAAAAGAAUACUGUGGAAUUUUAGGUGGCUAAACAUUUUAUAGGACACGUCAUAUUUGUAAAAGUGAAAAAAAAGAGAAAAUAUAUACAAAAAUGAACAUCUUCCCUUUCUUGCACAGGGCAUGUACAAACACAAUUAUGUACAAAAAGGACCCUUUUUGUGGGCUAGGUACUCUUCCCUUCAGCUACAUAACUUCUUUCUGGUACAUGCUUCUGGGAGGCUGUAUUAGGUGAAUCUAUCUGUUGCAUGGGAGAAAGCAGGGAAAUUCUGGUCUAGAGCUGCAUGAUGUAGGCUAUGUGUAUUAACCCAUGUUGGAUCAUGUGUUCCAAACUACCAGGCUAAAUCUGAUAAAACAACAUUUACAGGCAGACAUUGUGGCUGCCUGAUAACUUCCAGUUGUUUAUUAUUUGUUGUAUACACAAAAAUGCACUGAAUAAAAUGUUUAUAUUAAGAUUUA